Messenger RNA from Pseudoliparis swirei, 1483 nucleotides. RefSeq names its product prostaglandin E2 receptor EP4 subtype-like. Lineage: Eukaryota; Metazoa; Chordata; Actinopteri; Perciformes; Liparidae. Gene Ontology annotation, molecular function: prostaglandin E receptor activity. The transcript is spliced from 2 exons. The coding region runs from base 16 to 990 and encodes 324 amino acids. The record is from RefSeq and is a predicted model, not a curated record. Gene Ontology annotation, biological process: negative regulation of inflammatory response; adenylate cyclase-activating G protein-coupled receptor signaling pathway; cellular response to prostaglandin E stimulus. Gene Ontology annotation, cellular component: plasma membrane.
GCGCUGCCGGUCUUCAUGUUCGCGGGAGGCGCCGUGGGGAACCUGGUGGCCAUCGUCGUGCUGUCGGUGUCCCGGCAGGACCGGAAGUCCUCCGCCUUCUACGCGCUGGUCUGCGGCCUGGCGGUCACCGACCUGCUGGGCACGUGCCUGGCCAGCCCGCUGACCAUCGCCAACUUCCUGGACGCGCGCGUGCUGCAGCAGCCGCGGCUGUGUGAGUUCCACUCCUUCCUGCUGCUGUUCUUCGGGCUCACGGGGCUGAGCAUCAUCUGCGCCAUGGCGGCGGAGCGCUACCUGGCCAUCUGCUGCCCGUACGCGCACGAGCGCUGGCGCGUGAACCGGCGCUUCGCGCAGAAGUUCCUGCUGAGCGUCUACCUCAGCCACACGCUGUUCUGCGGCCUGCCGGCCAUGGGCAUGUCCCGCAGCGCGCUGCAGCGCUCCGGCACGUGGUGCUUCAUCGACCGGGGCCGGCGCGCGCCGGUGGCCGCGGCGUACUCCGCGCUGUACGGCGCCGGCAGCCUGCUCCUCAUCCUGGGCACCAUCGUGCUGAACCUGGCGGUGUGCGGCGCGCUGCUGCUCAUGCGCAGGCGCACGGCGCGGCGGCCGCCCGGCAGGGCCAGCGUGCGGCAGCGCUGGAGGGCUCUGUCCUCGGCCGCGGAGACGCAGAUGAUCGCGGUGCUGGUCACGACCUCCGUGGUGGUUCUGGCCUGUUCGGCGCCGCUGGUGGUCUGUUUGUUCACCAGCCUCAUGGGGGACCAAGACCCGGAUGCAGACCUGGCAGCGAUCCGGAUCGCCUCCGUGAACCCGAUCCUGGACCCCUGGAUCUACAUCCUGCUGCGGAGGUCCUUGUUCCGCCGGCUGCUGCGUUUAAGACGAGGGAGAAGAAGUCCACCGAGGAGCCACGUGUUCCCUCACCUGGUGAGCACCGCCAACAUCAGCUGCCCGCCGCGGAGCAGGGCCUCAAGACCUCAAGACCUGAGGACCGAGACCUAAAGACCAGGAGGACCUCGAGGACCGAGACCUAAAGACCAGGAGGACCUCGAGGACCGAGACCUAAAGACCAGGAGGACCUGUAGGAACGAGACCUAAAGACCUGGAGGACCUCGAGGACCGAGACCUAAAGACCAGGAGGACCUGGAGGAACGAGACCUAAAGACCAGGAGGACCUCGAGGACCGAGACCUAAAGACCAGGAGGACCUGGAGGACCGAGACCUAAAGACCAGGAGGACCUCGAGGACCGAGACCUAAAGACCAGGAGGACCUCGAGGACCGAGACCUAAAGACCAGGAGGACCUGUAGGAACGAGACCUAAAGACCUGGAGGACCUCGAGGACCGAGACCUAAAGACCAGGAGGACCUGGAGGAACGAGACCUAAAGACCAGGAAGACCUCGACCGAGACCUAAAGACCUGGAGGACCUGGAGGAACGAGACCUAAAGACCAGGAGGACCUGGAGGAACGAGACCUAAAGACCAGGAGGACCUU